AUGUCUGACAAGCUUACUCGUAUCGCGAUCGUGAACAGCGACAAGUGUAAACCCAAGAAAUGUCGCCAAGAAUGCAAGAAGUCUUGUCCUGUGGUUCGCACAGGCAAGCUUUGCAUUGAGGUUACCUCCGACUCGAAGAUCGCCUUCAUCUCGGAAAGCCUUUGCAUCGGUUGCGGUAUUUGCCCGAAGAAAUGCCCAUUCGGCGCCAUCAACAUCAUCAACUUGCCCACCAACCUGGAGAGCCAGGUCACCCAUCGCUACUCUGCCAACAGUUUCAAGCUCCACCGUCUGCCUAUGCCCCGUCCCGGCCAAGUCCUCGGUCUUGUUGGAACCAACGGUAUUGGCAAGAGUACAGCACUCAAAAUUCUCAGUGGCAAGCUGAAGCCGAACUUGGGUCGCUAUGACAACCCCCCUGAUUGGGAGGAGAUCCUGAAGUACUUCCGCGGAUCCGAGCUGCAAAACUACUUCACCAAGGUUCUGGAAGACAACUUGAAGGCUGUCGUGAAGCCUCAGUAUGUUGAUCAGAUUCCCCGUGCGGUCAAGGGACCCGUCCAGGGUGUGAAGGACCUCAUCCAAGCCCGUGUCUCACUCGACAACAUGCAAGAGAUUAUGGACGUUCUGGAGCUCAACCAGGUCGCUGAUCGUGACAUUGGGCAUCUCUCUGGUGGUGAGCUGCAGCGUUUCGCCAUUGGUUUGGUCUGUGUGCAGAAGGCCGACGUGUACAUGUUCGACGAGCCGUCAUCCUACCUUGAUGUUAAGCAGCGUUUGGCCGCUGCCCGCACUAUUCGCGGCCUCCUUCGCCCGGACGACUACGUCAUCGUGGUCGAGCACGAUCUUUCGGUUCUCGACUAUCUCUCUGAUUUCAUUUGCGUGCUUUACGGUCGUCCCGCUGUUUACGGUGUCGUGACCCUUCCUUCUUCCGUGCGAGAGGGUAUCAACAUCUUCCUCGACGGUCACAUUCCAACUGAGAACUUGCGAUUCCGUGAAGAGUCCCUGACCUUCCGCUUGACCGAGGCUGGUGAUGACUUCAUCGCGGACAAGGCGCACGCCUAUAGUUAUCCCUCUAUGGAAAAGACCCUUGGCAACUUCCACCUGAAGGUUGAGACUGGUCAAUUCACCGACUCCGAGAUCAUUGUCAUGAUGGGUGAGAACGGAACCGGAAAAACCACCUUCUGUAAGAUGCUGGCUGGCGCCGAGAAGCCUGACGGGAACCGCUCGGUACCCAAGAUGAACAUCAGCAUGAAGCCCCAGAAGAUCACCCCCAAGUUCCAGGGUACCGUGCGCCAGCUAUUCUUCAAGCGUAUUAAGGCGGCUUUCCUUUCCCCGCAAUUCCAGACCGAUGUCUACAAGCCGCUCAAGAUUGACGAUUUCAUUGACCAGGAGGUGCAGAACCUGUCUGGUGGUGAACUGCAGCGUGUCGCAAUUGUGCUUGCUCUGGGUAUGCCCGCUGACAUUUACCUCAUUGACGAGCCGUCCGCCUAUCUCGAUUCCGAACAGCGUAUUGUUGCCGCUCGAGUCAUCAAGCGUUUCAUCAUGCACACCAAGAAGACGGCCUUCAUUGUUGAGCACGAUUUCAUCAUGGCGACUUACCUUGCCGACCGUGUCAUUGUGUUCGAUGGAAAGCCUUCAGUGGAUGCUCACGCCAAUGCCCCCGAGUCUCUCGUCACUGGCUGCAACAAGUUCUUGAAGAACCUUGAUGUCACCUUCCGUCGGGACCCCAACAGCUACCGCCCUCGUAUCAACAAGUACAACAGUCAGAUGGACCAGGAGCAGAAGCUCGCGGGCAACUACUAUUUCCUGGAGGAAGAGAACUGA
This is a messenger RNA of Penicillium oxalicum, 1815 nucleotides long. Its product is annotated as ATP-binding cassette domain-containing protein. The transcript is spliced from 7 exons. Gene Ontology annotation, biological process: translational termination; translational initiation; ribosomal subunit export from nucleus. The record is from RefSeq and is a predicted model, not a curated record. NCBI's taxonomy places the organism in Eukaryota, Fungi, Ascomycota, Eurotiomycetes, Eurotiales, Aspergillaceae. The coding region runs from base 1 to 1815 and encodes 604 amino acids. Gene Ontology annotation, molecular function: ribosomal small subunit binding; ATP hydrolysis activity; iron ion binding.